ACAGCGUCAUGGCAGGCACAUUCGACAUAUCACUUCUUCCCAAUGUGCUGGAGUUACAACCCAAGGCACAUCUUAUGAUUGGAUUUGGUGUCACAUUCAUAGUACUGGUCUGGCUAUCAAUCUGUUUCCGGGUCUAUGUUCGACUAUUCAUGAUUCGAGCGUUCGGAUGGGACGAUGCCAUACUCCUUAUGUCAUCGGCUAGGUACUGCCGCACUCCAGAAGUAGAAGUAGCCUAUCAGACGGCGAAUCUGGAAGCAAUCUGGAUAGUGUUGACAAAGGCAUUGGAGGUGCGUGUGUAUCAAAUCCUGACUGGUGUCAUUCAGGCUGACCUGCUCCAGUUCGUCGUCGUUUACAACGCCCUUUACCUUCUCACCACGAUUCUCUUCAAAAUCAGCCUGGCAAUCUUCUUCCUCCGAAUCGUCGUAGCAAAAUGGCAGCGUCGCUUGAUCUACAUAUCGACCGGGAUCUACACUCUUUACAGUAUCGUUUUCAUCUUUCUGGUCACCUUUCGUUGUGGCAACCCACCGGACCUACUCAUUAAUGCCUCCAAAGGGAAGUGCAUCUCGAAUGGCGCGAUUAUGCCUCUGGUUUAUCUGUCUGGUACUCUCAACGCCGCAUCUGACGUUGUCUUUGCAACGCUUCCAAUCAUCGUCCUCUGGAACACUCAUAUGCCACGUCGGGCAAAAAUCUCAGCCGGUGUUCUCUUGAGCAUGGGUUGUCUCGGAAGCAUUGCGUCAAUCAUUCGCAUCGCCUACCUCGGUGGCCUUUCAGUCGACGCCAGAUUCUUCAAACAUGCAAUAGACGCUGGUCUCCUCUCCGUCGCCGAGCCCGGUCUAGGCAUCACAGCGGCAUCGCUCUCGGCUUUGCGGCCAUUGUUCAAGAGCAUGGUCGAGAAAACACUACCGUCUNUUUUUCACACGGGCUACGGCAGGACGAAGCACAGUUUAGCGAGCAACAGCAACAGACACACCAGCCGCUCCCAUCGCGCCACACGAUCGCACGCGACUUACGUCGAUCAGAAGGGCUUUCAAGUAUUCGACAACACGGCGUCGAGGACACAUACGAUCAUUGCCAGCCCAAGAAUUGAGAUGGAUGAAUUCAGCAAUGAUGAUCAUACGUUGAACAGAGCAAGCAGUCAGGGUUCGCUGGUCGAGCAGCACAUGUAUGAGACUGCGAGGACUUGGGUGCCGCCAUAUUCAGGCAAGGGUGUGAUGAUGACGAGGGCGGUAGACGUGACCGGG
Molecule: messenger RNA, 1241 nt
Organism: Aureobasidium vineae
Lineage: Eukaryota; Fungi; Ascomycota; Dothideomycetes; Dothideales; Saccotheciaceae
Source: the annotation of a GenBank genome assembly